AUGGCAGAAGAGACGAAUCACACCUCGGAGGCCCAGACCAACGGAGAACAACACAGCCCAAAAGAUUCCCCUAUCCUGGGGAACAUGGUACGCACCGAGCUGGAAUGGGAUGUGCCCAUGAGUGUCCCUUUGCCCAUCGAGGUCAUCAGUGCUGACCAGCCUUUCCCGUUCCUGGACACCACCCUGGCAGACCUGGGCAUCGAAGAAUCUGCAGUGAAGGAGCGGGUGGUGUGGGUGGACACCAAGCGGACGCAGGUGAAGAGCAAGUCAGGCAAACUGAAGGAGAAGGAAAUCACCAUCUUGGAGGUACGGGUCAAGGCUCAGAUCCCCGGAGACAAGAAGACCCAGGAGGUACUCUACAGCACCGAGUCCCACACAGACCGCUCCUUCUGUCGGACAGGUGUGGACAUCCUGCCCUGGAAGAGUCGCACACAGACAGAAGAGAACGGCUUCCAGCCAGUAGAGAUGACCGUGGCCUUGGACAUCGAGUCACAGCCCAAACAGGAGAUUCGAGAGGUGUGAGGGAACUCUCAGGAUCAUCGCCAGAAAAAGCUAUAACUUAAUGAUCAGUGCAAUUAAACAUGGAUCAGCCACUAGGGCUUUGAAUCGUAUAAACAUUUAAGCAAAAAAAAAAAAAAAGAAAGACAAAAGCAAAGUCGACCUGUAAAGCUUUGCUGUUAUACCAUGUUCUAUAUCUAAAUCAGGGAUGGAUAACUUUGAUUGGGGUGGGGGCCACAAAAUCUGAACCCCUGAAAAUGUUGCUGCUUAAAGCAAGUUUGCUGCAAUUCUACAGAUUUUUCAUAGGGUGGAGAGAAAUGUUUGCAGUUUUUAAUGAUAUCUGAGUGAGACUAACAAAAAUCAAAUGUGGGCCCCCCAGACAGUAAUUCGACCAUGAUUACUACAAGUUUAGAUAGCUGGCCGGCUAGAUUAAGUUACCAAUCUUAAACAUUUUAGCUGAUAUGGGCUAAUUGACUGACUAUUAGUGUCUGAUAUAUGAGGGAAAACUGUAGACGCACAACUACAUUUCAAAAUUGCACCUUGCUUAUUCUACUAUUUAAACUCACAAAAGUAAGUGGAGAUCUCAACUGAGGAAAUUGAGCCGAGGGCCUUCAAAAGGGGGGCCCGCAUGUGGUCCGCCAGUUGCACAUCCCUGAUCUAAAUCCUGCCU
Molecule: messenger RNA, 1168 nt
Organism: Oncorhynchus masou masou (cherry salmon)
Lineage: Eukaryota; Metazoa; Chordata; Actinopteri; Salmoniformes; Salmonidae
Exons: 3
Coding region: 1-522 (173 amino acids)
Source: RefSeq, a predicted model, not a curated record